Planococcus citri (citrus mealybug) is the source of this 4312-nucleotide messenger RNA. RefSeq names its product Ras GTPase activating protein 1 (gene RasGAP1). Lineage: Eukaryota; Metazoa; Arthropoda; Insecta; Hemiptera; Pseudococcidae. The record is from RefSeq and is a predicted model, not a curated record. Gene Ontology annotation, biological process: intracellular signal transduction; regulation of GTPase activity. Bases 202 to 2745 code for a protein of 847 amino acids. The transcript is spliced from 18 exons.
CCAUUCCUGUCACGCCUUGAAAAUAAUCACAUCACUUCCUGUCCAACUCCAAAAAGUAUGAAUCGGAAUCGGGCAAGAUGAAUGAAUGAAAAAACUUAUGAAUGUAAAUGUGUCGCGUCAGUGUUAGAGUGUACAUGUAGUUCGGUGUAUUGAUGAAGACCGCGGGUUAGUUAGUGUAGUUUUAAUUAUAAUUUCAACAAAAUGCAAACAAUGGCCGAAGCUAAAUCACUUCUACGGACUGAAGAAAGACUUAAAAUCAAAAUCGGUGAAGCGAAAAAUAUAAUAUCGCGUUCCGGUGGUUCGAAUUGUCCUCGCGAUGUAUAUUGUGCUUUAUCACUCGAUCAAGAAGAAAUAUUUCGAACAUCUACUAUCGAAAAAUCACUCAAUCCAUUUUUCGGUGAAGAAUUCCAGUUCGAGGUGCCUCGUAAAUUUCGAUAUCUCAGCGUUUACGUCUACGACAGAGACAGGCCGAGUAAAAAUGACCGUAUGCUGGGUAAAGUGGCCAUCAAAAGAGAAGAUUUACAAGCGUUCCAUAAUAAAGAUCAUUGGUUCCCGAUCCGGCCGAUUACGCAGGAUAGCGAAGUUCAAGGCAAAAUUCAUUUGAAUGUGAAUUUUGAUCGUAACAGAAACGACGAAUUUGGCGAAAAAUUGCGUGUACAGAUUUUCGAAGCAUGCGAUCUAACCAUGGUGAAUUCGACUUGCGAUCCUUUUGUCGAAGUAUGCGUCAAGUUCACAAACGGAAAGCAAGAAACACAUCGAACAAAAGUGAAGAAAAAAACAAAUAGUCCGGUUUUCGACGAAUCAUUCGUGUUCACGCUUCAAAAAGAAAGCGAAAAAAAUUACCGUAUGGCGCAGCUCGAAGACGUCGAAUGGUCCGAACUGAUCGUAACGAUGUAUCACGAAAAUUCCAGCAGUAACACAGUAUUCAUCGGCGAAGUGAAAUUAUCGCUUUCGGGGCAUCAGCAACGUAUUCACGCCGCCACAAACGCAUGGUAUUAUCUUCAACCGCGCAAGAAAAGGGUUACUUUGAGAGCUCCGGUAUCCACUUUAUCUUCGGCUGUAAUGGAUGAAAAUUGUAUCGGCACGUUGAGACUGAAAAUCCAGUACUUCGUCGAUCACGUUUUACCAUCGUCGAGUUACAGUAAAUUUAAAGAGCUGAUAUUAAGAAGCGCCAAUAUGCAACCUAUUACGUCGAGUGCAGUCUACCUGUUGGGUGAAAUAAUACCUUGCAAAGCUGACGUAGCUCACUGCCUGGUCAGAAUAUUAUUACAGCAUAAUCAAUUCGUUGCCAUGAUUAGAUCGCUGGCCGUUUGGGAAAUUUCCAAAGUAACGGAUGCAAAUACGAUCUUUCGAGGCAACACGUUAGUCUCGAAAUUAAUGGACGAUGCGAUGCGAUUCGUCGGUUUGAACUACUUACACGAAACUCUUCGUCCGUCCAUCGAACGUAUUCUUGCGGAACGUAAACCCUGCGAAAUUGAUCCGUCCAGAGUGAAGGAUAAAACGGUCAUACAUCAGAAUUUAUGUAAUUUAAAGAUUUACGUCGAGGAUAUUUUUAAAGCAAUUACUACGUCCGCUUUGCAGUGUCCUUCUGUUAUGUGCCAACUUUUUCAUGAUCUCAAAGAAAUUGCUAUUUUAUUUUUUCCAGAAAAUAAAGAAAUUCGUUAUUCUGUGAUAUCCGGUUUUAUUUUUCUUAGAUUUUUCGCACCAGCUAUUUUAGGACCGAAAUUAUUCGGAUUAACCACCGAACAAAUUAAUACUCAAACAAAUCGUACUUUGACAUUGAUCUCAAAAACAAUCCAAAGCUUAGGUAAUGUGGUGUGUGCGAAGACUGUAUCUUGUAAAGAAGAAUACAUGUCAUCGAUGUAUCAGACGUUUUACGACGAGACUCACGUUACCGCUGUCAAACAGUUUUUGGAAAUAAUCUCAGCGUCGUCCAAUCCUGUACGAAGUGCAUCAGAUAAACCGGUUAUUCUUAAAGAAGGAACGUUAGUAAAAAGAGCUCAAAAUAGAAGGCGUUUUCGUAGAAAAAGUUUUCGUCAAAGAUAUUUCAAAUUGACCACCGAAAGCCUUUCAUAUUCAAAAUAUAAAGGCAAAGAAAUUCUAUACCAGGUUCCCUUAAGAGAUGUCUUAGCUAUCGAACGAGUUAGUUACGAAUCAUUCAAAAGAAGUAAUAUGUUACAAAUCAUCCAACCAGAUAGAAUAUUAUACGUUCAGGCCAAUAAUUGCGUAGAAGAAAAAGAAUGGAUGGAUUUGCUGACUAGAAUGUGUUUAUCGAAUGACAAACAUUUGACUCAGUAUCAUCCGGCAGCUUUCGUCAAAAGAACGUGGCUUUGCUGUAAAUCACGCGAUGAACAUGGUAUAGGAUGCGCCAGAGUAACCAAACCGUCUGAAGGUGUUCAUAUAAAUAAUAUCGAUAUCGAUAGAGAACUUUCCAGAUUACAUACGUUAACCUGUUCACAUAUGGAUCGAAUCGAUAACGUGUUAAGAGCCUGCGAAUGUCAAGCAGCUUAUAACAACGAUAGAAAUUUACUGCCACCUUCCGUCAUCGAAGAUGUUCAGUCAGCGAUGGUUACUUUAAAUUCGUUGAAAAAUAUCGCCUACACUAUCGACCAAGAACAAAGAACUGUGCUGAGGACCAUCGCCAGGGAAACGAAAUAUGGUAGCAAGCAAGCUCCAAUCGGUGACGAUAAUUAUCUACUGAUGGCCGGUCGUCUAGAGACAGCCACACUUCGCAAGACGUUUUAAACUUGAAAUAAAUUUCAGAACAAAUUAUUAUGACCUUUGAUACGCUUUUUUUUGUAUUUUUUCUUUGUUAAUAAUAAUUAUUUUUAUUACGUGUUUAACCCGAAAACAGUAAAUUAUUUUAAAAAAUUAAUCGGUUUAACCGCGAUUGAUUUCCAACCAUUGGAUAUUUUUUAAGUCUGAGUAAAUUCAAUUUACUUACCAAACCGUGUGAAGAAAUUUUAUACUUUGUAUUAUUUUUUUUAUUAUUUUUACUUGAUUUUUCUUUUUUUUUUAAUUCAAUGUCAUGUCAUCAUUCAUCAUUUUUCAUAUUACUAUUUUUUUGUUUUGUUUUGUGUACAGUAUUGCAAGGCUAUUGUUGCAAAUUUUUUGGGAGAUGUAUAUACAGCGCGAUUGUUUUGAUUUUUUGAAAGUAUUACCUCCGAUUUUCCUCCUUAUGAAUUUCCCCCCUUUUUUUUAUUUUAUGUUAUUUAUUUUCGUAUAAAAUACCGACGUUCGUUAUUUUUUAAAUAAAAUAAUUGAAAAACAAUUAAAAUAAUAGCUUUGCAUGCGCAUUUAAAACGUGAACAAGUUCAUUGGACGAGAUGCAUUUUUGUCGUAUUCUUUUUUUUUUUACGAUUAGCUCAAUACGAUGCAUUUGUGUAUUUUUAAAUCGUAUCUUUAACGCAGUUUUUUAACGAGUCUUUUUUUACGAUUAUUAUUUUUUUUUAUUAAAUGUUGAUUAUUUUUUUCAAUUAACGUUUUUUUUAUUCGCGACGAAAUAAAGAAGUAAUCCUUUAAAAAUAGCGAGCAUUCCUUUCGAAUAAAUCUAGCUCUCUGAUCGGUGUGUGUGUUUUUCCCCCCUCGUGAGGUGUUUUCUUAAAAGUAUUUUUCGAGGUGAAAAAAAUACCUAUCUACGUUUAAAUGAUUCUUGUACGUUGUCAUCGUUUUGUAAAACACUAAAAUGAUAUUACGCUUUAGUGUGUUGUGUUGUUAAUUAGAAAAAUAUUUACUCCGUUGUGAUAUUGUUAUUUUACAUUUAAUUGUUACAUUAGUUGUGUUGUGUUUUGUUUUCAUUAUUUCUUUUUUUUUUUCAUUGUUUUUUUCAUAACGAUUUUUUUUUUCAUUUUCAAUUGUCGUUAGUCUGAAUUAAUCCAUUUAUUAUGUGGUGUUCUUAUUUUUCAUAUAUUUUUUUUUCUUUAAAUUUUAUUUUAUUGAACAGUAUUACAGGGCAACUUUGCUAUACUUUCAAAUCACUCGAAUGUUUUAAUAACAUUAUGUUAGAGUUUGUCUUUUUUUUUCUCUCUCUCUUAAUUUUUUGUGUAAUUUUAUCGUGUAUAUGGAUGUUGUAAAGUAACUAUAUGGCAUUUUUUUGCACAUUCCAAAAAAUGAGCUGAGUUUAACUUUUGAAGUGUUUCGAUGACAGCUAUGAUAAUUUUUCGGCGGUGUAAUUUGAAGAAGUUGAACUAUUUUGUGUAUUUUUACGUGUAGAUUAUAUGAUAAUCUUUUACAUUGUUUUCGUUAAUAAUACCCUUUUUUUUUCUUCUUUUUUUUGUAAUGAUCUUUAAUAUACGUUUUUUUCUCCUUUUGA